CUGUACCAAUGGCGUCAGUUCUCAUAUUGACUGUCCGCUAGACUACGGUAUAUAAGGUUUUGAUGCCACUGACAGCCGAUAAACUAUCAAGUGACACUGUUUGAUGCAGUCUCAGAUGAACUAUUCGCCGAUGUCAAUAAUAGUAAAUUAAUGAAAUGGCUGACAUCGACUCAGGUCAAGAUGGUGGGUGUUCUGGUUGGCUCGUCGUUCUGGGUUCCCAUAUCUGCACGAUGUUUGUCUUCAGCGUUUAUCAGUCUAUAGGACCAAUGUUUGUGGCAUUGCAACACUACUUCAAUGCCUCAUCUGCGAGCACAUCAGCGAUAUUGUCACUAUCACUCUUUCUACAAAUGGGGAUGGGGCCAAUAGCAAAUGUGUCUGUGAAGAAGAUUGGAUUCCGGGCAACAGUUAUGACAGGAGCAUUGAUAUCAUCUAUUGGUUUCUUUAGUAGUUCAUUUGCCCCCAGUAUAAGUGUUCUAUACUUAACGUGUGGAGUUUGUGUUGGAAUUGGUUAUGGAUUGAUUGUGAGUCCUGCAUUGGGUAUCAUUCCAUUCUUUAUCAAGAAAAGAUAUGCUUUAGCGAAUGCAUUAUCGAUUGCAGGAGCCGGGACGGGAACCUUUAUACUCGUUGCUCUUAUUCAGUUUCUGAUUGACAGGUAUGGAUGGAGAGGAGCGUUCAUGGUAUUCUCAGCUGUAAACGCUCAUAUGUUCAUAUCUGGAUCUCUCUUCAAAGCACCACCCACGCACAGGAUAAAUACCUCUGAUGUAAUCGUUGAACGUCAACACAGAACUCGUGGAAGAAAAUGCUCUCCACUACUGAUAAUGAUCAAAGCUUUAGACCUGACUUUAUUUUCCCGUUUUCCUCUAUUUACUUUGAUGACUGUGGGUUCAGGCAUCGGUAUUGGAAUGGGUAAUAUUGGAACACCUUCAUUUAUUAGCUUAUACACAGAAAACCUCAAUCUUGCCGAACCCAGCAAACUCGCACUGCUGGUUUCUAUUCUAGCAGGCGUUGCAUACUAUUAG
Molecule: messenger RNA, 1019 nt
Organism: Saccoglossus kowalevskii
Lineage: Eukaryota; Metazoa; Hemichordata; Enteropneusta; Harrimaniidae
Product: monocarboxylate transporter 2-like
Biological process (GO): transmembrane transport; monocarboxylic acid transport
Molecular function (GO): monocarboxylic acid transmembrane transporter activity
Source: RefSeq, a predicted model, not a curated record